This is a messenger RNA of Stegostoma tigrinum, 6198 nucleotides long. RefSeq names its product sterile alpha motif domain containing 8 (gene samd8a). The coding region runs from base 155 to 1399 and encodes 414 amino acids. Gene Ontology annotation, biological process: ceramide biosynthetic process. Lineage: Eukaryota; Metazoa; Chordata; Chondrichthyes; Orectolobiformes; Stegostomatidae. Gene Ontology annotation, molecular function: protein binding; sphingomyelin synthase activity; ceramide cholinephosphotransferase activity. Gene Ontology annotation, cellular component: endoplasmic reticulum membrane; Golgi membrane. The record is from RefSeq and is a predicted model, not a curated record. The transcript has 6 exons.
CUACGGGGGACGCAGUGAUAUGUUGUGCGUGUGGGAAGGCGACGAUGAGGUGGAGUUUUUCUUGCGUGUUCAUCUGACAUGGGGGUCGGGCUCCGGUGUUAAAAGAAGAAGCAGUAUCUGCUCCUGUUACGGAGCGGGUCUGUGCCGUUGAAAUAUGAUGGGAAGCCAGUUUAAUAUCAGGAGCUGGACCAGCAAACACGUGGCCAAGUGGCUAAAGGAGGAAGGCUUCAGUGAAUAUGUUGAUCUUCUUUGUAAUAAGCACAGACUAGAUGGUAUUGCCUUGUUAACUUUGACUGAAUAUGAUUUACGCUGCCCACCUUUAGAACUGAAAGUGUUGGGUGAUAUUAAAAGGCUUAUGGUAUCCAUUCGGAAGCUACAAAAGCAGCACAAAGACAUCUUGGCAGAGAUGGGCUACGCCAGUGAUGAGUGCCUUGCUGGUACUGUUGCACAUGCUGGUAAUUCAUCUCAAAGCAGAGACUGUCAGUGUAAUGGCGUUGAUCACUCCAGGGACUCGGUUUCUAGUGGAGACUUAAGAGCUGAACAAUAUCAGAAUGGCAAAUACUUCAAAUAUCAAACACGAAGACUUGACCCAGAGUUUUGGAAGACAGCUCUGAGUUCUGUUUAUGUAUUCAUAGUCUUUGGGUUUACGUCGAUUGUCAUGGUAGUAGUUCAUGAACGUGUGCCUGAUAUGCAAACAUACCCACCCCUACCAGACAUAUUCCUGGAUAGUGUCCCUCGAAUACCCUGGGCUUUUGCAAUGGCUGAAGUCUGUGGUGUUGUGCUCUGCAGCAUUUGGUUGUUGCUGUUGCUGCUUCAUAAGCAUCGGUCUAUCCUAUUUCGUCGCAUGUGUAGCCUGAUGGGAACGGUGUUUCUAUUGCGUUGUGUUACUAUGUUUGUUACCUCACUUUCUGUGCCUGGCCAUCAUCUGCAGUGUUCUGGAAAAUUGUAUGGAGAUGUAUGGGCCAAGUUUCAACGAGCACUUGCAAUUUGGAGUGGUUUUGGAAUGACUCUAACAGGCGUGCAUACUUGCGGAGACUACAUGUUCAGUGGGCAUACAGUUGUUAUUACCAUGCUUAACUUCUUUGUCACAGAAUAUACUCCAAGAAGCUGGAACUUCUUGCACACCUUGUCUUGGGUGUUGAACCUGUUCGGGAUCUUCUUUAUCCUUGCUGCACAUGAACAUUAUUCAAUUGAUGUCUUCAUCGCAUUUUAUAUUACCACAAGACUCUUUUUGUAUUACCAUACACUAGCCAACACUCGGGCCUAUCAGCAAAGCCGAAGAGCACGGAUUUGGUUCCCAAUGUUUUCAUUUUUUGAAUGUAAUGUCAAUGGCCCUGUACCAAAUGAAUAUAGCUGGCCACUUUCUAAACCGAGACUAUUGAAAUCCCUAAUAGGAUAAAUAGUAGUCAAUAUGAAUGAGUUAUCUUACAUUUGUUAGGAAAAUACAUUAUUAAUGGAGCAAUAGUUGGUUUUACACCCAAGAUUAGUACAAUGGCUUGUGUCAAGCCAGGUGCAAACAUAAAGUGGAAAGGAGACUUUGAUACAAAUUAAUUGGUGGUUAGGUUGAUUCAUGAUUAGUCCACUAAAUUGGAAAUGUACUUUCCCCAAAUAAGUCAAAGUGUCUUAAUUUGGGAAUUUUUGCUGCAUUUGGUGGCCUUAUGCAGUGUGUGUGUUUUGAACAGGCAAGCAUUUCACCCAGGAGCGACAGUGUGCCUGAUGGACCACCAAGUUUCCAGCCUUGGUUAUGAUAAUGAAAAAGCAGUGGGAAUCCCAUAGAGUAAAGCUGCAAGGAAAGAAAGUUUUGUUAUCCUGCAGAGGACGGUUAACUUUUUUAAGUUGGUGAGAAUCUGGAAUUUUUCAGAGUAUUUGAAAGAAUUUUUCAUAGUGGCAAGUUUUUUUAAGAGUAUUUCCUUUAAAAAAUAAUCCACUUAUGGAGUUUUUUUUUCUUCCUGAUGUUUUAUUUCUGGGAGAUGUGUUUUCAUACUUGCUAAAGGCAACACUACAAAAACCUAACAGAAAUCUGUGGAAAAAAAGCCAAUGGAAGUGUCUUCAUUAUGUGGUAUAAUCAGUAUCGUCUUGAAUAUCACAUGGGCAUUCAACCAAAAAUUACUGUGUCUGUUCUUCAAGCAAUAAAAAAAUUUUGUUCAAUUCUAUCCCGUUGUGGGAUAUAUAUAUAGGUCUUAAUCAUUUUUGUUUUGAGGUGUUUACCUGUUAGCUGUAGCUUCACUUCAUCUCUUUACAGACCUCAAAUCUUACAUACAGUAUUAAUAGUGUAACGUAACUCCUGGAAAUUAGUCCUCUCAAUGCAUGUGUAGAUGAAAAUUCAAAGAACCACUUAUAAUCUCUUUACAUAGCAUUUACUAGAGUACGCUAUUUGCAAUGAAUAGUUAUUUGAAUGAUUAAGAUAUAAUUAGGCACAACUCUAAAAAGUUAAGUAGUUCUUAAUUUUUAAAAGGUGUUGAGCAUUGAUACCGUUGAAUAGUUUACUAUGCAGAACUUACUUCUGGUUGGUAGAAUCACUACUGUAAUUUUGUAGGUAUUGUGAUGGUCUUAGUCUUUAGUGACCUGUCAUGAGAACCUUUUACAUGUUGAUUUGGUUUAUUUUGCCUGGGUUUAAAAACUUUCAUGGACUCAUACCUUGGUGGUUAUAAGACACCAGGCACACAUUACUGAUCUAAAAAUGUAUGAAUAUAUUUUGACAGUUGUGUAAAGAAAUUAACACUACAGUUUUAGUUUCCUUCAAUCAGCCAUUAUCAACAUUUAAUUGAAACAGACUGAAUUAUAAUGUAUAUCGUAAGCAGAAUUCCACUGUAUUUCAAUGCAAAUAAUUACCCUCUGAUAAUUAUUGUGGGAGGGUUUUCCUGCUGUUAAGUUUACAGGUUUAAACAUAAGGGGCUGACAUUUUAUAUAUCUGUCAGGUUCUUUUUAUUACUUUUAGAUUUUGUUUUUGAAGUGUGUGUAUGUCUCAUGGUGCUGAUCGUUAUUUUGUUGGAAAUGGAAUGGCAUCAGCAAUGCAAAUGACCGGUUAAAACCAUUUUUUGCGGGAUCUGCUCAUCAUUGGCUCUGCAGUUCCUUGAAGUGUUUUGUUCCACAGUUGAAAAUCACAAUUAGUUUGAAAUAUUCUAACUUGUGUCUUGUAUUGGGUAAUGACUAAAAUCAAUAUUAGUUGACAUUGAAACACUUGCCAACUUUAGUUUGUCACUUGAAGUGUUUUGCAAUUCAUAUAUUCAAAUAUUCAUUCUCCAAAUUGUCACCAAAAGUUUACCACUGCCUGGUUAAAUAUAGGUGUGUCUCACAGUAAUGUGUUACCUUUUGUAUUAAACAACAUCAGCAAGUUCAGAAUUGGCUGCUUUUGUCUGGAGCAUAUGUCAGUUACCUAGGUAUUAAACUGAAAAGCAAAGCAUUUCCCUGCAUGUGUGAUUAAUUGUAUAAGUCUUCUAUAUAUAUAAAAAUAACCUGUAGCACUGAAUCUGAAUGAGGUGACUGUACCAUGCUCACAACUGGUUGUCAGUAAUUGAUUGUUUACAUUCCAUUCAUUUUGAUAGCUGUCUAAUGAUGCAAAUUGAAUUCUACUCCACUUUAAUGUUAGUUCCCUGAACUGUAUGUGUUACAAAUCUUUAUAGCAGAUCUAAUAAUUUUAGCUUUAGAAUGAUGAAAUAUGUAUGAAUGAGUUUUUUUGCAUGCACUGAAAACUUUUUUUGAAAAAUUAAUAUUCUUGAAGGCAACUGACAUAAAAAGGCAAAUUUUUAAUAAAUGGUUGUGUUAUCAUAUGGCUACACUGACAAAAAUUGUCUGUGGUCAUCCACAAACCCUGCUAAAUAUUUUUGAUAUUGAAUGUUAUUUUCCUGGUCUUCCUGAGUCAACAGUUUUUCAGUUUCCAAGUUCAGUUCAAAAAUGAUGAGCUCUGUGGCUUGCAAGAGGUGAAAUAUAUUCCUCCCCCCUCCUGCUUUAUUACAAAAUAGUAAGUAAUUUUUUUAGUUCUUGAAUAAUAUUGCAAAAUUGCAUGUUUAAUACACCCCUUUCUGCAGUCAAAUUUUUAACUCUGUCUCAAAACAGAGUUGCAGACAGUGUGAUAAUGAUCACUUUUGGAAAAGAUUGUUUCGCUUUUGUCCUAUGUUGUUCCAUUUAAUUGGCUUUAACUGAUCAGCCACUUUUAUCGAAAAUUUCACAUUGUUGCUUUGUCACAUCAAGCAUGUAUGUUGCAAUGUUUAUGUAACAAUCCCAGUGUGAAACAAACAUAAAUUUUAGGUUUAAUUGUGAAACAACUGAAAUAACCACCCCCAGUUUCUGCAUGCAUUGCCAACUCCCACAUAGUCAUCGAUGAAAUUGGCUGCUUUAGUCCUAUAACCAUUAGAAACUUGCAAUUGCUUGAAACGCUAUGACGACAAUUGUCGGGAAAGGAUUAGGUCAGGAAAUGUUGACAGAGGAUGAUGACCAGAGAUGAGCUUAUUUUUCACUCUAUCCUGAUAUUUGUUCUUUUUCUUGAAUUAUAUAUUAGUGGCUGAUAUUUAUUGGGUAGAAUUCUUUAGGCACAUCUUCUGCGUGUAAUGCAAGUAAACUUGUACACCAGAAUAUUGUGGCUGGGUACUGUUGCUCACAGCUAACUCCUCAAUGCUACAAGAACCAAAUUGAAAUGCAGAACAGACUAUCAUGCAGAAUAUCUGCUGCUUGAUGUCUUGCGGGAGAAAAGUGCUGAGAGGGAUAGUGACUUUUUAAAAUCUGUUCUAAUGUUCUGUGCACAUUCUUGGGGUUCCCUUGAACUUUGAAAUGUGUGUGGUAGUCACAAAUUUGAGAUAUUCUAAUAUUGUUACAGUGAUGUUAAAUGCAUUUGUUUUUUUCCUCCUGCUAUUCUUCAUUUCAAGAUAGUGAGCUAAUAAACUGUUCGCAAGCCUUUUCCCAAAAUCAUCUUGAGUUGGAUGUUAGAGCUGCCAAUGGCAUGGCUUUAUUCUGACUAAUUCAUUAUGGCCAUCCACCCAGUGGGAAGACUGAUAGAGUGUUUGAAGCUAGAGCAAUACACCACAUCAGCCAUUUCCAAAGAUAAGGCAGCUUAAUAAAUUUUGUACCUUAAGGAAUGUAAUAGGGGACCAUUUUGCUACAAGAGCUUUCCUUCUCUAGUAAUCUGAGCAACUAGAAAAAGCCAAACCACGUUUUGUUGGAAAAUAGGCAUUUUAACUUCUGACUAGGCAGCACCUUGAUGCCAUUGCAGAGCGAAAGGUUGAGUCAUACUAAUUGUCAAGGAAACAAGAAUUUAUUAGUGGCUAUAGAAUUCAAAAUAGGAAAAUUUGCAAGUUAUAUGAAUUAUUCUAAAAUGAUAAAACAUUAUAUUUCAAUCUUUAUUACUUGGGUUUUGUUGACUACUUGUGCUUUCUACCUUGCUAUUUUCUUCUUCUCAACACGCAGAACCCACACCUUCCCUUUCCCUGAAUAGGACAUCGUCUUGUAAUAUUUGCACAAUUAGAAUUGUUGAUGUGACCUUGGAAAGAAGGGAUAAAUAAGACUAAGAGGAUUGAAGCAAAGGAAACAUGGCAGCACAACAGUAAAAGCUAUUUAUAUUUUUUUGCAAAACACAAACUGCAUGUAGCAGCUAUUUAGGGUGAAUCUGAACUUGAUGCUGCAAGGACGUGGCUAGUUAUGCAAGGCAGGGUGGAAAGGUGGCCUUCCUCAUGCCCUAAAGUAAUCAUCUUUAUAAGAUUAUAAGUUUUUUUUUUAAAAAUAAACAUUCAAUGUCAAAAAUUCCAAAAAAUAGUUCACUUUAGGGUGGUUUUGGGGCUUGUGUAUGAUUGUGCAAUACAGAAGUGUUUGAUGUAAACCAGUGACAACAUUAGAAAAAAGAAACAAAAUUUACCUAAUACGUUAUUUGUCCCAAGCACCCCAUUAUUUCCCUUUUUUAUAAAAAGUAUACAGGUAUAUAUUUAGAAUGAAACACAAAGUAAAAUAACUUAAUAUGCUGUUUUCAUUUGAGUUUAAAUGCUAUUCAGUAUUAAAUGUUAUUAAAUAAGUUUGGAUCAGAGGUAUUUAAUGUUUACAUUUACAUUGUUUGUCUUACUGAAAUUAAUAAAGUGAACUAAAUGAAACAGUAAUGUUUUGCAGAUUCCUGUACAUCAGCUCAGUGUAGUUAUAUCACUAUAAUGGUGCCUUUUCUUGCUGGCAUCUAGUAAGAAUUCCGGAAUGAUUUUGUGUAUAACUUUAAAUAAAUUU